AAUUCAAGAUAUGUAAACCAAUUUUGCAUCCCUUUCUCCACCUUUAAUUUUCCUAUAUAUUGUUGUGCUUUAUAGAAAUGGUUCGUUUACAUAUUCUUAUUAUAGCAGUUUUGACCAUUUCUUCUGCCAUUAUUUUCAUGCCAUACUUGGUUUCUGCUAGACUCAAGACCAAUUAUUAUGCCAAAACCUGUCCUACUGUUGAAACCAUCGUACGUAAUGUUGUUAAUCAGAAAAUCCAACAAUCCCGGAUCACAAUCGCUGCAGUUCUCCGUCUAUUCUUCCACGACUGCUUUGUUGAGGGCUGUGAUGCUUCAGUCAUAAUAGCAUCAACACAAGGGAACACAGCAGAAAGAGAUCAUCCAGAUAAUCUUUCAUUGGCUGGAGAUGGAUUUGACACUGUUAUCAAAGCAAAAGUAGCCAUUGAUGCCAUCCCAAGCUGUAAAAAUAAAGUUUCUUGUGCUGAUAUUCUUGCCAUAGCAACUCGAGACGUUAUUCAACUGGCUGGCGGACCAGGAUAUCAAGUGGAAUUGGGAAGGUUAGAUGGGUUGACAUCAAAAGCUUCAAAUGUGGAAGGCAACCUCCCUGAGCCUACUUUCAAUUUGGAUCGACUAAAUACCAUGUUUGCCUCUCAUGGUCUAAAUCAGGCUGACAUGAUCGCCCUCUCCGCAGCCCAUACUCUUGGAGCUGCUCACUGCGCCAAGUUCUCCAAACGGCUUUACAACUUUAGCCCUAAAAACCCAGUGGAUCCAACCCUAAGCAAGACAUAUGCAGCCCAAUUACAACAAACUUGCCCAAAGAAUGUGGAUCCAGGUACGAUCACCUUGUUGGACCCAACCACACCUAAUACCUUUGACAAUGUCUACUUCAAAAACUUGCAAAAAGGAAUGGGCCUAUUCACAUCAGAUCAAGUGUUGUUCACAGAUAAACGGUCCAAAGGUACUGUUAAUUUAUGGGCCAGUAACUCUAAGGCUUUUCAAACCGCAUUCGUGAAUGCAAUGAUUAAAUUGGGCCGGGUUGGUGUGAAGACGGGCAAAAAUGGAAAUAUUCGCAGAGACUGUGGAGCAUUUAAUUGAGAGCUGACUACCGGAGCAACCCCUCUUGUCAAUCAUUGAAGUUUACAAGAUAAUGAUUUUGUUUGAAGUUUGAAUGGUUUGUGAACGACAAGAUAAGAUUUCAAACCAAAAUUUAAUCGUUGUUUUAAUAAAAUAGGACCAAGUUCCUUAAUCUUUCUAUUGGGUGGGUGAGUUGCAAUAAUGGAAUAAGAAUAAGUUUGUAUCAAACUUUAAACAAGAUAUAAGUAACAUGUACAAUUGUAAACCUAUUGAUGUCGUAGUAAAAUUUCUAACUUUUCAAUUUUGAUUAAUCCU
This is a messenger RNA of Lycium barbarum (goji berry), 1367 nucleotides long. Its product is annotated as peroxidase 51-like. Gene Ontology annotation, biological process: hydrogen peroxide catabolic process; response to oxidative stress. The coding region runs from base 78 to 1073 and encodes 331 amino acids. Gene Ontology annotation, molecular function: peroxidase activity; heme binding. The transcript has 4 exons. The record is from RefSeq and is a predicted model, not a curated record. NCBI's taxonomy places the organism in Eukaryota, Viridiplantae, Streptophyta, Magnoliopsida, Solanales, Solanaceae.